AUGAAGGUGAUUGCGGAGAGCGGACAGAAAGUGGUUGGAGCGAUGCGUUCAAACUCGAGAGAAAACGUGACGGUGGUGGUCACCAUCAGCACGGCGGGUGCCACCCUCGCCCCGUGGAUCAUCUACAAAGGGCAGCGUCUGCAAGCGGACUGGGUCGAAGGCAGAAACGGCCCUCCGAACGCGAGACUGGCAGUCACCGAUUCCUCGUUCAUGCAGGGGAUCGCAUUCGUCAACUACGUUCGCGACUUUCACCGGCAGCUUCUCGACCGCGACUUGAUCAACGGCACGCCACACGUGCUCGCGCUUGAUGGCCACGCCUCGCAUGUUACCUACGAAGUUGUCAAAUUGGCCAGGGAACUAAACAUCGUCCUUUACCAGAUACCGUCCCACUCGUCUCAUGUUGUUCAGCCCUUGGACGUCGGGUCGUUCGGGUCAUUCAAGCGGGAAAUCACCAAGGUUCUCUCGGCCUUCCCGGCACGAAACGGUGGAAGGGUGCCCGCGAAGAGCGACAUGUUGGGCAUUCUUGGGGAUGCUUGGUUGCGGAGCUUUUCCGAGGAACAGAACAUAUCAUCCUUUGUAGGGGCAGGCCUUUGGCCGGUGGACGGGUAGCGGGCGAUGGGUCGACUUCAAGGUGUAGGGAAGAGGAAGGAACGAUCAGGUGCCCGCCGGCCCGUCGAGGACAUCACAGUGGCGAUUUCCGACAAGGAUCUUGCCGACAACCUCGGCCCACGAACGGUUCGCGAGCUGCAGCAAAAGGACCAGUGCGUCAAGAGCAUCCUUAUCAACACGGUCAUGCUCGGAGCCUUCGUCAAGGCGAAAAAGAAGCAGAAGAAGCUCGCCAUCACCCGCAAGUCGCAAGGUCUCCCGGAAGGAGGGNAGUGGGGGAGGGGGUUGUGGCGAAUGCCACUGGGCGGGGUGCUGGUCGUGGUCGAGUGGUCGGAGGGGUAGUGGGGAAUGCCGGCGUAUCCAGGUCAGGGCGAACGCUGACGCCGGCACGCGUAGUCGACGUGUAGGUUUUUCUGUACUGAUCCGGACUCAAUCUAGUUUGAUUCCAAAUCGGUUGAAACCGCCCUUGGAAUUGGCAAGGAGUCGGCAAUCAAGUGGUUGGAGUUUUUUUUUGGAGCGUCGAGCAGUUCUGCGAUUGUACGAGGCCACGCUUUACCGUACUAGCGGUUUGAAUCAGUUUCUGACUGGAAAACCCGGGGAUGUGACCACUCUGUCCCCGGUUGGGGACUCCUCCCCCCCGUUUGUAUUUACUUGCUCCUUGCUUUAGUGUCGAGGUCUGUGUCAAACGGUGAAUCAUGGGGUGAAAGCGAGGUAGAGAAAAACAGUAGAUGCAGCGUCGUGUAUAUUGGGACUGGGGGUUGCCGUAGACGGACGCGAACACCGGUAAAUGCCCGCUUCUUA
Messenger RNA from Ectocarpus sp. CCAP 1310/34, 1407 nucleotides. The record is from the annotation of a GenBank genome assembly. NCBI's taxonomy places the organism in Eukaryota, Phaeophyceae, Ectocarpales, Ectocarpaceae.